AUCCCAGCAGAAUGUCCCUUGAUAAAGACAGAGGUCCAGUGAGGAGCAGCAGGGCAUCUUCGCUUCCUAAGUGUUCGCUGCCAGAAUUAUUUGAAUGUGUUGAGAAUUUGACCAAGGAAAGCAAGAAAUCCAACCUCCGAAAGACUCAGGGUCUUUCAGUGAAGGAGGCCCAGAAAAUGCUCACCCAAAGCCUGAACGCCAUGGCGGCGCUCGGCGGAGCCGAGGGCAAACAGGAAGAGGCUGUGGCUGCCUCCGCGGGCAUGGCGGCCAAGGUGGCCAAGAGAGGGGACGAGAGGCCCAUGUCCAUGACCGAGCUCCUGCAUCGCAGCCUGGUGUCCGACUCGCUGUCCCCGGUGGAGAGGCUCUUCCGGUCCCGCCAGAGACUGUCCCACGACGGGAUCCCCGCUCCCAUGCACAAUUUCCCCUAUGACAUUCUCGCCAGUCACUCGAAAGCCUGGACACUGAUCACCGCCGAGGACCAGGUGCCCAAGGCCACGAUGCCGCAGAGAACGACGCUGCCCAGCGCCCCGCCCGAGAAGAUCUACGAAGACAGGCUUCCUCGCCUCUUCUUGGUCUACCCAGAAAAGCAGUUCGUAGACCUAAAGGACCUGGAGUUGAAGUACUUUAAGGGGCUGGUGAAGUGGAGCCGCACCACGGCAGUUUCCUUCCCGGAGAUCCGCUAUGACACUGAGAAGAGAUUUGUGCAGAGCCGGGAAAUGCCUGCCAUCUUCCCUCCUCUGAUCCGUAAGACUCUGUUCGUGUAUCCUCAAAUUGACUAUCAAACAGAAUCCAAGUAUCCUCUGAAAUGGGACAUAUAGUUCCUAAAAAUAGUCUGGAUGUGUGUGUUUGCCAUCGAGACCACUGAAUUUAUGCAUAACAACAAAGAAGAGGGGGCACCCACUAGAACAACUGACCUACGGCAAGACUCAUGGAAGGUCCCGAAGUAAACCAUGGGUACGGAGUAAUAGAACCAAACCGGCCUGCCAGUAUGAGACCUGUUCGGAACUGGACAACCUGUCUGGACCAAGGCUGAGGCCAGUAUGGAUCAUGUGAAAAUAAAGGCUGCCCAGCAAGGAGAGACUCUGAGCAGCAGUAGCUCUUCAGAAAAGUGGAAGCACACGUCCGUCGUCACAAGUACAGUUGGUAAAUUCAACAAAUGCAGGACCUGGUAGCUCGGGGCGCAGAGGUCACUCUGAGGAGUUGAAUGUUAACUGCACGGAGGCCUGGGAAAGGGAGUAGCCGUUAUGAAACAAAACAAGUUUGGAGAAGAAACACUUUAGGAAUCUUGGAAGUGGAAAAUGUUGUCAAUGAAACUAAGAACCUUCCAAAAUUAUCCUGAUUGCGCUCUACGCCUGUGAGGAGAAUGGACUAACGAGCUGGGGAGUCAGGCCGAGAAGCCUCGAGAUGGCAGCACAGCGCAGUCGGGCCGGAAGCUGAGUUCAGAGUGGCAGGUAGAGGAAUGAGACGUUCAGAAACACGUCAGGUAGAAGUUACGGGAGAAGGCGGGGAGGUGAGGUUCAAAAAGCAAACAACUGAUACUUUUCCAGGAAUAAAGAAACGUAUGGGACUUUGAACUGAAAAAAAUUCCACGGGAUGAUUAGCAAAAAAAAUAAAAUAAAAAUAAAUCCUAAUCCUAGAAACACCAUAGCAAAAAUGCAGAGAACUAAGCAGUACAGGGACACAUAAUCUACCACGGCCAGACAGACAGAAUCCGCACCAAGAUGUGAGACGUCAACGGGAGAACCCCAUGAGCAAUAGCAGUCAGAAGGUGAUGGUGUCACACACUCAAACCCCUAAGGGCAAACAACCACCGGUGUGGAAUUCUACCCAACCAAGCUCUCCUUAUGCAGCAGAGGUGAAAUAAAUAUGCUCAGAAACAUGUCAGAGCCCAGAAUUAUUUACUGUCCACAGCUCUUAAUGGAACAGAAAUAACCAAGCAGAAAACUACCAAGAAAAUAUAUACUUCAGCAGGAACCCAGAGGGAAUGCAAGAAAUAAUUGUGACGAUUGUGUUGCUGGUAACAGAUAUGUGAAUCAUUAUAUAGCUAAUUAAAGUACAUUUCUGGAUUCUGCUUCCUAAGAUUUUACUUAGAAUAUUUGCCACUGUAUGCAGCCAUUUGGGGAGUGCACUAGCAGAUGGAAGACUUCUCUCUCUCUCUCUCUCUCAUCUCUACCUCUGGUAGACUUCAAAAGGUCUGUAGGGGGAAAUACUGGAGUAAAAAGUAAAAGUACAAGUGGGCGUUGUGAGGCUGGGAGUUAGGUAGCUGUAUGAGAUGCUUGCACCCCGUAUCAGUGUACCUAGGAUAGACUCCCCUCUACUGCCCAUCCAGCUCUCUGGGAAUGUGCCUGGGAGGCAGCAGAUGAUGGCCCAAGCACUUGAGUUCCUCUGACCCACAUGGGAGACCCUGUAGAAGUUCCUAGCUCCUGGCUUCAGCCUGCCCAGCACCAGCUGUUGCAGGCAUUUGGGAAGUGAGCCAACAGAUGCCCUCCCUCUCCCUCUCCCUCUCCCUCUCCUUCUCCCUCUCCUUCUCCCUCUCCCUCUCCCUCUCCUUCUCCCUCUCCCUCCUUCCCUCCUUCCUGUGUCACUCCUGCCUUUCAAAUGAAGACAAAAAUAAACUUUAUUUUUUUGAAAUCCACAAACAGUUCUUUUGUAAUAUGCAUUUUCCAUGCACUCCUUAAAAA
Molecule: messenger RNA, 2681 nt
Organism: Lepus europaeus (European hare)
Lineage: Eukaryota; Metazoa; Chordata; Mammalia; Lagomorpha; Leporidae
Gene: C12H9orf153
Product: chromosome 12 C9orf153 homolog
Exons: 3
Coding region: 12-818 (268 amino acids)
Source: RefSeq, a predicted model, not a curated record